Syzygium oleosum is the source of this 662-nucleotide messenger RNA. RefSeq lists its product as uncharacterized. Lineage: Eukaryota; Viridiplantae; Streptophyta; Magnoliopsida; Myrtales; Myrtaceae. The transcript has 2 exons. Bases 157 to 570 code for a protein of 137 amino acids. The record is from RefSeq and is a predicted model, not a curated record.
GUGGGAUUCAAAUAUCAUUGACCCCAAACACGGCAACCUAUUUCGUGCCCCCUACCUCUUGUGCCUCUAUAUAUACGUGCGUGCGCUGUGUGCGUAUGUUCAUCAUCUUCACCUGACCAGAUAGAUACCCGUUCGUUCGUUUCGUGAUCUUGCUCCAUGGACUACCCACCUUUUUUCCAUCAUCCCGGCAUCUCGGCGGCCAAGGACCCCGCCCCACAUCUCCUCGGCUUGGAGAAGAGGGAGGAGGACGACGUCGAUCUCUAUGCUGAGCUGUGGCAACAGAUCCUGCAGCUGACUUCGGACGAGGACGACAACCCAGCCGGCUCGAAGAAUCAAGGCCCGUGCCCGGUCGCUGCUGCGCCGCCUCCUCCCGUGAGCUGUUUCGAUUGGCGGAUGAUCAACAUGAACGUCGAGCUGUCGCCACCAGCUUGGCUGCUCAGCCCGCCGAGGAGCGCGAGUGGUACGGGAGUGUUCAUUCCGAGCGCUGCCGCAACGGGAAGGGGGCAUAAUCGAGGAAUAGGGGCCAAGAAGAAGAAGAAGAAGGCCAAGAAGCAAGUAGAGAACAAGUGAACUCGAGCCGCCGCGGCAAUCCGCGCGGAUCGCCGCAAAGAUAUCAUGGCAACUAUUAUGGCAGUUUAAUAAAUAGGGAAUAAGCUGUUUUC